Molecule: messenger RNA, 768 nt
Organism: Emiliania huxleyi CCMP1516
Lineage: Eukaryota; Haptophyta; Isochrysidales; Noelaerhabdaceae
Exons: 1
Coding region: 1-768 (255 amino acids)
Biological process (GO): heme oxidation
Molecular function (GO): heme oxygenase (decyclizing) activity
Source: RefSeq, a predicted model, not a curated record
AUGGCGACCGAGUACCUCGCCGCUGAGACUGCCAUGAAGGUCGAGUCCGAGGAGGUCCCUGUCGGCCACCGCGGCGGGCCGCCUCUUUACGGAAGGAUGAUGAAGUCCAUUCAGACUGGCCAUACCUUUGGCAACCGCGUUCGCAUGCUGAAGCUGCCCCUCAUCUUUCUCGAGGAGGGUCUCUACGCGGGCGCCAUCACGCAGUUCUACUUUCUGUCCGUGGCACUCGAGGCGCAGCUUGACCGGCACAGCUCGGACCCGAUGGUGGCAAAGGUGCUCGGCCUCGGUCUGCGGGUCGCCCCCGGCUAUGAGGCGGACCUGCGUGAGCUGUACGGCGAGGGCUGGCGGGAGGUGGCCUCGAGGGCGCGCACCGCGGCGACGGAGGCCUAUGUGGGCGUCAUCGAGUCGGCCGACGCGGUGUCGCUGGUGGCGGCCGCCUUCAUUCUCUGGGGCGCGCUGGUGGUGGGAGGCGGCAAGGCGACGCAGGCAAAGGUGCGGAAGGUGAUCCCGCGCUGCGAGCACAGGCUGUUUGACGUCGCGGAGGACAUGAAGAAGGCGCGGCAGAGCUUCAAGAACACCUUCACGGCGAUCGGCAAGGAGUGGCCGGAGCACUUCGCGACGCUCGAGGCGGAGGCGGCGCGAUUCAUGGACCUCAACAACUCGGUCGUGCUGUCGGUGCGGUGCUGGGGGGUGACGGCGACCGCCAUAACAGCCGGCGUGGCCGCGCUCGGAGUCGGUGCCGUGGUUGCGUGCCGGGCGAGGGCGUGA